CAGCUUCGAACUGGUCGUCACCAUGGAGAGAGCUUGCUGUAGAAAAUUAUUUUAUAUUUCAGUUUUGUGGUGUUAAAGUAGCAUAAAUCUAAUUGCAGCAAUGGCCAUGGAAAUUAAGGAGUUGUAAAUUUAUACAAGGUUUAAAAAGAUAUUGCAUCUUGUAACUACAACUCUGGCACAAAUUGAAAACUGUAUGAUUUUCUAACAUAUUGUUUUAUAAACAUUUCAGAAUGAAUGGAGGAAUGGAGCAUAAAACUCCAGGUCACAAUGUGGUGCCCCAUAAAGCGCCUAAAAACUAUAAAUUGCUUAUGGACCCUUUCCUUGUGAAGGGAGUUACAGCAAAAGUUUAUAGAUAUGAUGGCACUGUUCCUGGCGACACAACUUAUCCACCGGUGCAGUGCAGAGACCCUCGGUCGCAGCUUUCAAGGAUAUGGAAUCGACUAGAGCCAGCAGAUCUCCCAGUCCCUAGGUUCAAAAUAGAUAAAAAUUAUGUAGGAAUACCUCCCCAAUUAGAAAUCACUAUAGGAAAUUUAAAUGACAAUAUUGAUAAAGCAUUUCUGGCAGAUAUGAUGAAUAAAGUUGGUCCCUAUGAAGAAUUAACAAUAUUCUACCAUCCAAUCACAAACAGACAUUUGGGAUUUGCAAGAGUAGUGUUUCAAGAUGUAAAAUAUUCUAAGCUAUGUGUAGAAAAAUAUAAUGGAAAAUCUGUCAUGGGUCAGGUGCUUGAAGUCUUCCAUGAUGCUUUUGGUAAGAAAUGCCAAGAAAUGUUUGAAAAUAAGACUGUUGAGAAGAAGCCCCAGCUGGUGGCACCUCCUAUUGUCACCAAGCCUCCAGUCAUUGUUGAGGAAGUCAGACCAACUAAGAUAGACCCCACACUCAGCAAGAGAUUAGAGGAAGCUAAAAUAACAGAAAAAGAACCAUACUCCCGCUACAAGGAUAGCAUAGAUCAUGCGAGUGACAGUAACACGCGGUGGUCGGACGAAGAGAGAGAGUACCGACAUCGACACCGUAGCCGCGGCGAGCGAGACAGAGACAAGGAUAGGGACCGAGGAGAUCGAGACCGAGAGCGAUACCGCGAGCGUUACGGACGCGGUACGAGCGAGACGAGCGAAGCGACGUACGCGUCCGGGCACGCGCCCGAGGUGCCGUACACGCCCCACGCGCCGCACCCCACGCACCCGCCCCCUGCCGCCAUGCCGUACGAACCCUACUACCAACAGAGCUAUGGGUACGGCUACACGCCGGGCAGCGCGGCGGGUGGGAGUAGUAUGUGGUGGGGUGACUGGAGACAUCCACAUCACACCUCACAUCACCACUCACACCUGGAGCGUCGUUCGUCGGCGACGCCGGGGUGGGUGGCACCCGCUACACCGGUCAACAAGGACAUGCACUCGCCCGACCUCAGGGACAAGGAGCGACCGCACAAGGAGAAGGAAGUGCCCGUGGACCCUAAGUCUGCGGAGGUAGUGGAGCCCCGCCCGCCCGAAGACAUCACGGACAGCAAGGAACCAGAGCCCAAGCCACCGCCACCCGCUGAAGAACCCAAGAAUGUCGAUCUCGAUACUAGAAUAGCGAUGUUGCUGAAGGGUGUCAGUACAGGCGGCGGCAUGGCGCCACCAUUCCUUGCUCUCGGUAUUUCUUCAGAAGAGGAGGACGAGGACCGCCUACCUCCUAACAUACCUGACAUCGACACACAUAACCCGCCCUCGGAUGACGAUGGUUCAAUAAGCGAAGACCGAGAGAGUAUAAUCUCAUUAUGUUCGAUGAAGAAUGUGGAUCCUGAACCGCUGUCUACGACUCCGUCACCUUUCCUAGAACGCCAAAACUACCUCGAUUGUUUACACAAUACUAUAGAAAGAGAUGCACAAAAGCCAGCCCCCGCUCCUAGAAAGAAGUUUCCUCCUAUUGACAAGAUUGGGUCGGACAUCUCGUCCUCGGAGGAUGAGCUACUAACGGGAGAGGACCCGCGACGCUCACCCGCCGAGGAACAAAACCGGGACCAAGAUAACUUGGACGAUGAUCAGAUGUCGUUAUCAUCGCUAUCGUCGACGGAGGCUAAGAUAGAGGAGCAAGUCCCCGCGGAGGCGUACUACCCGACGUAUCCCCCCACUACCGCGCCCCCACCACACCCACACCCUCACUACUACCACCAACCUAUGUGGCCACCUACUGCGUACCCCCCGCCCGGGUACGGUCCGGAGCUGGCGGGCGUGAUGCCGUACGGCGCGACGUUCGCGGCGCCGCCCAUACUGCCGCACCACUACCCUGCAUACACCGAGCCCGCGCAGCCUGCACAGUCUGAAUAUUCUCAGGAGCUGGACAACCCUUACUACCCGACUAUAAACAGUGUAAUAGAACGCGUCACUGCCGAGCUCAAACAAAUUCUAAAGAAGGACUUCAACAAGAAGAUGAUUGAGAGCACCGCAUUCAAGAGCUUCGAAGUCUGGUGGGAUGAGCAGAGUCGGAAGAACAGACAACCCAAGCCCAAGGAGGAAGCUGGACAACCUUUACAGGUACAAAACCCUCCUGAUAUCUCCAACAAGAAGGAAGAAGCAGUGGACUCGAUAAAGUGUAUCAUGGAGUCCCGAGAGAUCGGGCUUGAGCUGGGCGGGUACGGAGUGGGCAUAGGCCUAGGGCUCCGUGCCACUAUACCUAAGAUGCCCAGCUUCAGACGGAAACGGAAAAUACCGUCACCUGUCUUCAUGGAUGAUGACUCUUCUAAGAGGUUAAGUGACCAGGAGGAAAUGGUGCAAAAUUCAGACGAAGAGAAGGAGGUGCCGACGAGUCCGCGGAACAGAACGACUGGUUCGUACCUAUCCAGGAGUCGUCGGCGGCAGUCCAGCAGCUCAUCCAGAUCGUCAUCGUCAUCAUCAAGUAGAUCAUCGUCUUCCACUGGGUCGGAGCGCAAGGGUCCCGCGCCGCGGAUAUACUCCGACACCGAGGACGACUCGGAACUCGACGAGGCAGAGCCCUCCCAGGCGGUUGAGAACGAUAAGCCGCUUUGGAGAAAAAUGCUCAAAGUGGUGUCGAACAAGGAGCGGCUGCGGCGAGUGUACUCGUCCUCGUCAGACAGCGAGGAGGAACAGAGUCGGAGAGAAAAAACCCCAAUACCUACAAUGGAAGCGUGGGGAGGCGAGGGCGAGGGUGAGGUCUCAGGGGGCGAAGCUCCCGCCGCAGCCAGUCCUCCACGGGACUUGUUGCUGGACAGAGUAUACUCAGACUCCGAAGAAGAGAGGGAGUACCAGGAGAGACGGCGUCGCAACACGGAGUAUAUGGAACAAAUCGAGCGAGAGUUCCUGGAGGAACAGAGACGGAAGAUGGAGACGGAUACGCACCCGCUGCCUGAGAAACCACCUGAUGACAGUAAACCGGAGACGCAGCCAGAAGAACCUCACAGUAGUCCAAUCAAGAAGGCGGCGAAGUCUCCGGAGCGUGCGCCGGCGCCGGACGACGGCUCCCAGAGCGACGACUCGGCCCCCCGGCGCGGGCGGCCCAGCGCCGGGCCCGGGUCGGGCGCCGCGUCCGGGCGCGGGGAGCCCGGCUCCGGCCCGGCCGCCCGGCAGCGCAUCGUGUCCUUCAGCGACCACAGCACCACCGAGACCGCCGGCAGUGUCAACGGGAUCAAAGAUGCAAGCAGCGCGUUAUCAGAAACGUCAUCGCCUCAGUCGCAGGCUUCCCAGGCGUCGCAGGCGUCACAAGUGGCCCUGGACCACUCGUACUGCCGCCCGCCGCCUGAACACGCCGAGAGGAGGCCUUCCAACCAUCUGCAACAUGAUCACGGUUACACAUGGAUGGCGGAACCGGAGAGCGCGGUGUCACCCGUGGAGGAACCCGUCAGUAAGAAGGAUGCCAAGCGGCCGUACAAGAGGAAACACGAGCCGAAGAAACUCGCUGAGAUACAAAACAAACUGUACGAGCCUCGCGAGGCGGACUACGACAAGGUUCCGUAUCCUAGGGUGACAUUCAAGGCGCGGGACUUGAUGGCGGAGAUGCAAGUGAUGUACGAGUUCCUGACGCGCGGCAUCGACCGCGAGGACGUGGAGUACCUGCGCCGCGCGUACGACGCGCUACUGGCGGAGGACGCGCACGGGUACUGGCUCAACGACACGCACUGGGUCGACCACCCACCCACUGACGUCUGCUACUCGCCGCCCAAGAAGAAGUCCAAGAGACACAACAACAUUUACGAGGAUUUACAGGGUCAUUCGAGCGGCUCAGCGCGCACCGAAGGCUACUACAAGAUGGACGCGCGGCUGAAGGCGAAGUACAAGUACCACCACGGACGUAGCUCUGCGGCCGCCCUGCACGCCCACACUGAUGACAAGAAGGCCUCCAAGAUGCAAGGCCUGUCCAGGGAAGCUCGCUCCAACCAGAGGAGACUACUCACCGCUUUUGGUACAGACACAGAUUCUGACUUGUUGAAGUUCAAUCAGCUCAAGUUCAGGAAGAAGCAGCUCAAGUUCGCCAAGUCUGGCAUCCACGACUGGGGUUUGUUCGCACAAGAGCCGAUAGCAGCGGACGAGAUGGUGAUAGAGUACGUGGGACAGAUGGUGCGGCCCAUAGUGGCCGAUGUACGGGAGGCUCAGUACGAGGCCACCGGCAUCGGCAGCUCGUACUUGUUCCGGAUAGACCUCGACACCAUCAUCGACGCCACCAAGUGCGGGAACCUCGCCAGGUUCAUCAACCACAGCUGCAAUCCGAACUGCUACGCGAAGAUUAUAACAAUAGAGUCUCAGAAGAAAAUCGUGAUAUACUCAAAGCAGCCGAUAGGAGUAGACGAGGAGAUUACCUACGACUACAAAUUCCCUCUAGAGGACGAGAAGAUCCCCUGCCUGUGCGGCGCGCCGCAGUGCCGAGGCUUCCUCAACUGAACGCACGCUCACUGUGACCCGCGCAAUGUUGUUCGAAUACUACUAACGUAUAAUCUACUGUCGGACUGUCUCUCAGUGUCCUCGAUAAGUCUGAACCUAGCCCGCAGCCGUCACCGUGAGCGAGAAAAUGAAUUUAGUUACAUUAUUAAUCGAUCUGAAAUCUUUGAAUGUGUUCAUGCUCGCUCCUGUGACGGUAAAUGGCUGUUAAACAAAUUAUUUUUAUGUCGCUGCAAUAAUAUGUUUAAGCAAGGUAAUAGAUAAUCGCAAUGUAACAUCAACAAUGAACUGAUAAGUAUAUAAUUAGGCUAUACAAUCAAUUAACUCGUACUUUGUAUGUGAAGGCGCGAUGGCAACGAUUGGAAUUAAUCUUUAGUGUUGUGAUUUAGGCAAGGUAAGUAAAUAGAAUAUAUUCGAUUCUGUCCUUACCUACCUCUCAGUAUAGAUCUAAACAGAUGUAAUUACAGAUAUAUUAUGACGUGUUCAGUUUCAUCUUGUUUUCUUUUCUUUUUCUUCUUCUUAUACUAUACUCUCGUAUCUUCCAUAAUGUAUAAGUAUCCAAUAGUAUAAUGGACAGUUACUGAGUAGCUUCCAUUACUGUAACACAACAGACUAAAGCCGGCGCCGCGCUGUGAAGGCUUUGUGACCUCGGUAGUUUUGAUAUCUGCCUCAAAUAAUUACAAUAUUGUCCUUUUUAUGUAUUUAUAUAAUUAUAUUGUGAGUGUCUGUGUGACUCUGAAGUGUUUGUCAAUGUAUUUAAUGUGAAGACCCAGUGAACAUAUGAUGUAAUUAUUAAAUUAGCCGCAGCAAAUGAUUCUUGUAUUAUAUUAUGAUAUUUCGACUGAGUCUAAAUAUAUGAUUCACUAGGCAUAGAAUGUCUGAUGUAGCGAGCUGUAUAAUUAUUUGUGUUGUACAUUAUUUACGUGUAAAGAGAUCUCUGCUAUUACGUCAGAUUUGUGUAGUACACUUUUUAAGUACAUCAUCUUGUUAAUAAUUUCGAAGGCAAUUCGUAACCAAAUAAUAUGGGGUGUUAACCGAGUAUUGUUUUCGAUAACGUGACUAUCAAGUAAACGAAUGCGAGGAGUGUUGGUGACGAAUAUUAACUGAGUAACGAUAGUAUUGAUGGCUGCUCGCAUGAACUUUCCACUUCAUAUUAUGUAAAUGUAAUAAGAUUGUAAAUAAAAAAUUCCAACAAUUUUA
Molecule: messenger RNA, 6068 nt
Organism: Spodoptera frugiperda (fall armyworm)
Lineage: Eukaryota; Metazoa; Arthropoda; Insecta; Lepidoptera; Noctuidae
Gene: Set1
Product: histone-lysine N-methyltransferase SETD1
Exons: 30
Coding region: 231-4871 (1546 amino acids)
Cellular component (GO): Set1C/COMPASS complex
Molecular function (GO): histone H3K4 methyltransferase activity; protein binding; RNA binding
Source: RefSeq, a predicted model, not a curated record